CGCUUUAUUAGUUAGAUAUAUAAUAGCUAGGUGAAACAGGAAACGCCCACCUACGACACGCCCCCUUUUGCUUUGUUCUGAUUGGUGAAUAAGUUACUACGUACGCCCAAAAGAAUUUGCCGGUUUUAUGUUUGAAUUAUUGAAGCCGAAAGCCAUAAGGUAUUCUCCAUUAGUGUGCGUGUAAGUUACAGGUGUUAGUGUAUUAGUUAUCUCAUGUUUACCAGUUAUUGUUUGUCGAAGCACCGUAGAAGUUUGUGGGCCAUAGUUUUAGUUAAUAAUUUCCAAUUUCCGACCGCUAACCAAUAAAUCUUUUUCUUAGUUAGUUAUGCAGUAACAGAAAAUUCAAAAUUGUUGUAGUACUUUAAUACUUGAUUUAUUUUUGCUAAUACGCGCAAAAUCACGGACGUUUUAUUUAUAUCAGGCACACCUGCUAUUGAUGCUAAUAGACCGUACAAUGAGACACCUUUAGAGCUACAUGUACUAUUCAAUUAUCAACUAAACAAGUAAGAAGAAUGAGCCUUACUCAGAAACCCGAGAAAAAUCAGUACAGUGAAUAUGAAACUGUAGCCAGCGAUGAACAAACAACAAAAACUCGAACUUCGUCAACGUCAACUGACAGCGUUUCGCUUUCAGAUUUGGACGAAAUCAUGACAAGCCCUGAUCGAAUUGCCGCCGAGAAAAGGAAAAUCAUGAAGAAUCUUCUCCUAAUCUGUUUUGCUUUCCUCUGCAACUUCACUGCGUUUGGAGGAGCUUCUAAUCUUCAAUCCUCACUUAACCCGGAUGGUGGGUUAGGGACAGGAUCCCUGUCAAUCAUCUACGGUUCACUCAUCAUAUCCGCCAUGUUUGCUCCAACUUUCGUGAUCAAACACCUUGGGUGCAAAUGGACAAUAUGUUUCGCCAUCGUCGGUUACAUGACUUAUUCACUCGCUAACUUCUACCCACACUGGGGAACACUGGUGCCAAGCUCGAUCAUCGUGGGUCUCAGUGGCGCCCCCCUCUGGUCGGCUAAGUGCGCUUAUUUAACCACUUCAGCAAAAAGAUACGCCAGAUUAACGAAUGAAUCCACGGACAGUGUGGUCAAUCGAUUCUUUGGUAUUUUCUUUCUGUUCUUUCAGUUCAACAACAUUAUUGGCAACCUUAUAUCGUCGUUUAUUUUGUCAAGCGAGGACGGCGCUUCGUUGGCUUUCCCUACCUGCUACAACGCGUCGUUUAUCGAAAACUAUUGCGGCCACAACGAUUGCCAGAAUGACAUAGAUGCAGCAAAGAACAUGUACAACAGUUCUGAAUGCCCUGUACUCGGUGUAAGCUCAAGUGAUGUAUCCACUGAUACAUUGUACUUGCUGAUGGGAAUAUAUGCCGCUGUUGCGCUGUUUGGUGCGCUGGUGGUCGGAUUCUUGGUGGACCCAAUUAAAAUAAGAGAAAAGGAGGACCGCGGUGUAUUUGAUUUGUUGAUAGCCACGUUCAAGCACAUGCAAGACAGAAGACAAUUCCUGCUUAUUCCAAUUACAAUGUAUAGUGGCUUCGAACAAGCGUUUAUUACUGGUGAUUAUACAAGGUCCUUUAUAACUUGCCCUCUUGCUGUUAACUGGGUUGGCUUCGUAUUAAUAUGUUAUGGGGCGUGCGACUCUCUUUGUUCGUUCUGUGUUGGCUAUAUUGAGAAAUACACAGGGCGUCCAUCUUUGUUUGGAAUGGCUGCUGUCAUACAUCUUGCACUCAUUAUCACAUUCCUGAUUUGGAUUCCUUACCCCACUAGCCAAGCUCUUUUCUUUGUCCUCCCAGCUUUCUGGGGAGUGGGUGAUGCCGUGUGGCAGACACAACUUAAUGCAUUUUACGGAGUUUUGUUCGUUGGCAACCAAGAGGCGAGCUUUGCGAACUAUCGUUUGUGGGAAUCUCUUGGCUUCGUGAUCGCUUUUGCUUACCAGACCUUUAUAUGUGUUGAAUACAAAUUAUAUGUUCUGCUUUCGGUGCUAGUGGUUGGAAUGUCUCUGUAUUCUUAUGUUGAGUUCACAGAGCGUAGGAAUCGUUCUAGAACUUCGAAAGAUGUUGAGAAACACACUGAAGAAAAUGAAGCGUAUCUACAAUCACAGAGUAGUUUCGCCGGAAAAAAUUCACUUGUUACUCAAAUGUAGCUCGUUCAAUAUUUUGAUCCCAUAGCUGAAGCUUCAGUUAUAAAUAUUAUCAUCAUGCUGCACUUACACUGACAAGGCAAUUGCGAAAAUCGUUCCAUGAAUUGCACUUUAACAGAGAGAGGUUCGCUCUAAGUGAUAAAGCGUGUAAUAUGUGGCUCUGCUUCAAUAUAAUUUGCAAUCUUAGAAUAAUUAAAUUUUAAUUUUCUGCGAUUUACAAAAAGUCGCAAGUUGUGAACAAAAGUUUUUAUAUGUUUUCUACAUUAAACAUUACUCGUUGCUUAUUUUCCAAGCUGGUGUGCUUCUUAGUCAUAAAGUAGUGGAUAUAUAUGUCAUCCCAUGCGCUUAUUCUGUUAUACCAAUUUAUAAGCGGUAACUGUUCAAUUUUUAUCUGGUAUGCUGUUAAUUUUUUAUCACAUUUACUCGUAUUUAUUUAGUCUGUUAUACACGGCACAAAUUCUGUUUGAUUUUCAUUGUGAUAAUAAUGUUUUGCCACAAUGAACAGUACAUACGAUUUACAUGUUAUGCACUAAUUUUAUUUUUGUGAUAAUUCAUUAAUUUACCUCCAACCAUUUAAACGUGGUGCGCAAUUAAAGCGAAGUUUUUGUGCCAAUUCCUCUGUGAUGGAUAUCCGCAUGUGCAGUAUUUUUCAUACGUAUUAAUUCCUCUAUGUUACUGUAUAGGAUCUUCUGCUAUGCAUAGAUGUAUAAUGCUUUGCUUUAGUAGUAGGUACCCAUUUAGAUUGUAUCAGCCAUUUACAAUUUCAUGACCAUUAAAACAAAACUUUCAUAAUA
Ciona intestinalis (vase tunicate) is the source of this 2920-nucleotide messenger RNA. RefSeq names its product protein unc-93 homolog A-like. The record is from RefSeq and is a predicted model, not a curated record. Lineage: Eukaryota; Metazoa; Chordata; Ascidiacea; Phlebobranchia; Cionidae.